Messenger RNA from Prosopis cineraria, 1792 nucleotides. RefSeq names its product 2-oxoisovalerate dehydrogenase subunit alpha 2, mitochondrial. Bases 105 to 1511 code for a protein of 468 amino acids. Gene Ontology annotation, molecular function: oxidoreductase activity, acting on the aldehyde or oxo group of donors, disulfide as acceptor. Lineage: Eukaryota; Viridiplantae; Streptophyta; Magnoliopsida; Fabales; Fabaceae. The transcript has 9 exons. The record is from RefSeq and is a predicted model, not a curated record. Gene Ontology annotation, biological process: branched-chain amino acid catabolic process.
AGAUACUUGUACGAGUGAUCUGACCACCCCCGAGGCGGCUAGACGCUCUUCCGCUUCAUCUCCAUCUUUGGCGUCCCCUCUGAUUGGUGACCGGGUUAUCGGUCAUGGCUUUAUACAUGAAGAAAUCAACGACCAUCGUCGGCCAUCUCAAAUCAAAGAUGGCCUUCAUGGCUUCACCUCAACGAGGCUUUUGGAGUUCUUCGAACCCUCACUUUUACCGGAACGCCCAAUAUCAGCCAAAUUUCAGCAACUUGAGUAAUAUUCGCCGAUUUGAAUCGACGAUAGCACAAAAUCGUUUGAGUUCUGUUUGUGCCGAUGAGAAUCAGGUCUUGGAUUUUCCCGGAGGAUCAGUGAAAUUCACACCUGAAAUGAGGUUUAUAUUUGAAUCUCCUGAGGAGAGAACACGCUGCUACCGGGUACUUGAUGACAAUGGACAGCCAAUUCUGGGUUGUAACCUUGACCAGGUUAGCAUGGAAAUUGCUGUCAAAAUGUAUCAUAACAUGGCUACUCUUCAAACUAUGGACACGCUCUUUUAUGAAGCACAAAGACAAGGUAGAAUUUCUUUUUAUGCAACAACCAUUGGAGAAGAGGCUAUCAAUAUCGCAUCAGCUGCAGCUCUCAGCAUGGAAGACCUAAUCUUCCCUCAGUAUAGGGAACCUGGAGUCCUGCUAUGGCGUGGUUUCACUUUGCAGGAAUUUGCCAACCAAUGUUUUUCCAAUAAAUAUGAUAAUGGGAAAGGACGGCAAAUGCCAAUCCAUUAUGGGUCUAACCAACUCAAUUACGUAACUGUAGCAUCAACAAUUGCGUCACAACUUCCCCACGCUGUUGGAGCUGCAUAUUCCUUAAAAAUGGACAAAAAGGAUGCUUGUGUGGUCACUUAUUUUGGUGAUGGUGGCUCAAGCGAGGGAGAUUUCCAUGCUGCUUUAAAUUUUUCAGCUGUUAUGGAGGCUCCUGUUAUUUUUAUAUGCCGGAAUAAUGGAUGGGCUAUUAGCACACCUACUUCGGAUCAGUUUCGAAGUGAUGGUAUUGUUGUGAGAGGGCAAGCAUAUGGAGUUCGCAGCAUCCGUGUUGACGGUAAUGAUGCACUGGCGGUUUACACUGCUGUUAAAGCUGCUCGUCAAAUGGCAGUCAGUGAGCAAAGACCAGUUCUAAUUGAGGCCCUAACAUACAGAGUGGGACACCACUCCACAUCGGAUGAUUCCACCAAGUAUCGCCCAGCCAAUGAGAUUGAAUUGUGGAGGUUGGCACGAGAUCCUGUGGCUAGAUUUAGAAAGUGGAUUGAAAUAAAUGGCUGGUGGCAUUGCGAAGCUGAAUCAGAACUUAGGAACAGUGUGAGACAGCAGCUACUGCAGGCAAUUCAGGUGGCAGAGAAGGAAGAGAAACCUCCACUUGCAGAAAUAUUCUCUGAUGUUUAUGAUGUCCCUCCAUCCAACCUUCGCGAACAGGAGAAAUGGCUGAGAGAGACUAUUAAAAAACAUCCACAGGAUUACCCAGCAAAUGUUUCAUUGUAGUCAUGGGCUUUUUGUUCAUGACAUUAAUUGCUUCUUUCGAUACUGAGCUUGGCCUCGAACUUAUAUUCUUCAUGUUUGUACUGACCUGAAUUUAGAAUUUGGGAAAGUAAUAACAACAUGCCUUAAGCUAAGAAGCCAGCAAAUAUGGUAGUGAGUACCAAGUUUGCAAAAUCAGAUGUCCCAAUUGGCGUGAACCACCAUCACGACAAAACGAAACUCCUUUUUGGCUUCCUGUUAAGGUGGAAAUUGAUUCCUCAAUGGCACGGUCUGUUCAAGAUUUC